Ascoidea rubescens DSM 1968 is the source of this 2124-nucleotide messenger RNA. RefSeq lists its product as uncharacterized. The transcript has 2 exons. Gene Ontology annotation, molecular function: damaged DNA binding; protein binding. Lineage: Eukaryota; Fungi; Ascomycota; Saccharomycetes; Ascoideales; Ascoideaceae. Gene Ontology annotation, cellular component: Mre11 complex. The record is from RefSeq and is a predicted model, not a curated record. Gene Ontology annotation, biological process: mitotic G2 DNA damage checkpoint signaling; double-strand break repair via homologous recombination. The coding region runs from base 1 to 2124 and encodes 707 amino acids.
AUGUGGUUGAUUAGGUUGCCUGAUGAAAACAGUGGAGUGGAGUAUGUGACAAGAUGGUUGAUGCCCAACAAGCCUUAUUCAAUUGGAAGAGACAGAACAUCUGAUGUGUAUUUGAGUCAGAAGUAUAUCUCCAAACACCAUUUUACAAUCAAAGUCGAUAAUUCGUUCAAUCAUAAAAAUCCUGAGGUGAUUCCUGAUCUCCAUUUGGUGUUGUAUGGAAAGGCAGCUACCUUUGUGAGCAAGAAACAGAUAUUUUCAAAUGGAAGUCAAGAUAGUCCAUCUUCCUUGAUUUAUAAUGGAAGAAAUUUGGCCAAAGACAAUACAAUACCAAUUACCAUUCAUCAUAAAAAAACCAAUUCAAACUUCACUUUUGAAAUUGUUUGGAAUCCAAUUUUAAUCUCUUAUUCAGCUGAUGAUAACAGUGAGAAGCUAAAUUUAGAUGAAAGCUUAGAAAACACAAAUAUUCACUAUACUACUCAAUUUUUAAGUUCGACAACUUAUACCUUAAAAUCUUUGAAAUACUCUUCUAAAUUAAUUAUAUCUUUAAUAAAUCAAACCCCAAUUGUCAAUUUUGAUUUUAUUACAAGUAUUAAAAAUGCUAUAAGCACAAAAAUUUCUGAUGUUCCGGAUUUGCAGAAUAAAUUAUUCAAUGAUAAGAAGAAUUUUAAAGUGUUUAACUAUUGCAUGAAUCCAUACAAUUUAAAUUUAUUGGAGUUUGAUUAUAAUGAGUUCUUUCCAAAUUAUAAAAAGUUUCUAGACGAUCCAUUGUAUGGCGUUGAUCAAGCUAGAAAGGUGCUAUUUAAAAAUACGGUUUUUAUUUUUAACAAUUUGAAUCAUUUUGAUUAUUUGAAAGUUCCAAUUCAAUUGGCUUCUGGAAAUUGUUUAUAUUUUGAUUUGUCUCCCCAUUUAUCAUCAUCAAAGAAUGACACCAAAUCAAUAUUCAAUCUGUUUACUAAUGCUGUGGAUGAAUGUAUUAGUGGGAGUGAAAAUAUAGAUAAAGAUGAGAAAGUCAAUUUAAUACUACUAAAGGUGCCAAAAAACUCUAAUCAUAGUAUUUCUAUAAAUGAUAUUGAGAACAAUAGCAGUAAGAUUGGUUUUAAUCUAAUACCUCAGUUGCAAUUAGAAAUUGCUCGAUACCUUAAUAUUUCUGUAGUAGAAAAUUUAGAUUUACUCAAUUCUAUUAAAAAUGUGGAUUUAUCUAUAUUAUUAAAUUUGAAACCUUCAAAACCCUCAGAUAUAGACCUGGAGUUUAGAUCUAUUUCUGAAAAUAAUUCAGCAGAUAUAACCAAUGGACUGAAAAUAGAUAGGAAAAUAAGUUCUCCAACAAUUGAAGAAGUUUAUCCUAAAAAUCGAUUAAAAAGGAGGAAAUUAACAAGAAAUAGAACUAUUAAAAGACAAAACGUUAUGGAUGUCUUUAAUAGUAUGUCCAGGCCUUCUUUUCUCGAGGAUGUUCCAGAAACAGGAACUGACAAUUUCUCGUUAGUAAAUAUGAAUGAUGAAGAGAAUAAUGUGCAAAUGGAGGUUAUUGAUGAAGAAAUUAAAUCAGAAAACAUAUCAGAAAAUAAUAAAAAUGUGAUAGAAGAUAUUAAAUCAAUUGGCACAAGGAAGCUUAAAAGAAGAGCUAAUAAAGUGAAAAGAUUAUCUAAUCCAUUGAUUAAAAAUGCUCCAUCACCCACUCAACAAAUAGUAAUAUCAGAUAAUGAAUCGGCAAUUGAAGAUUCUCCUAUUAAAAAGAAAAAAAUGAGCAGAGAAGAUAAAAUUGAUUAUAGUGACAGAAGUUUAAACAUAACAAAAUCUGAAAAACAACAAACUCCUGCAAUUAUUAAAGAACAAGACCAAGGCGAUAAUAAUCAAGAAAGAGUUGGUAAUAAAAGGAAAAUGAGUGAAAAAGCACAGGCCAAAAACAAUGAAGAUUUUCCGAAAGCAAAAAAAACGAAAAUUGAUGAUGAUGAUGAUGAUGAUGAUAAAGGCUUUGUACAAUUUAAGGAAAAAAAGAAAGCAGUGAAUAUAAAAGAGAUAAUUAAAGAUGCCAAAAAUAAAGAGCAGAAAAGAAUAGAAGCAAACCAAGAUCGUAUAAAUAAAGUUAUUGAUUCUAAAAUCAUUGAAGAAAGGAGUUUGAAGUGA